Molecule: messenger RNA, 1434 nt
Organism: Akanthomyces muscarius
Lineage: Eukaryota; Fungi; Ascomycota; Sordariomycetes; Hypocreales; Cordycipitaceae
Exons: 7
Coding region: 1-1434 (477 amino acids)
Molecular function (GO): protein binding
Source: RefSeq, a predicted model, not a curated record
AUGUCUCUGAAGCUGGAAAUCGAGACAUGGGUUUCGGCCCUCGCACGAUACGACAAUAACGAGUUUGACGAUUCCCUCGCCGAUUUCGAAAAGAUAUGCGAUACCAGCAAGAUUCUCUUCAACAUGGGUGUCAUCCAUGCCACCCUCGGCGAGCACGAAAAGGCUGUCGAAUGCUACCAGCGAGCUAUUCGUCUCGAUCAGUAUCUCGCUGUUGCUUAUUUCCAACAGGGCGUCUCCAAUUUCCUCCUCGGCGACUUCGAGGAAGCCCUCGCAAACUUCAACGAUACCCUUCUCUACCUCCGAGGCAAUACCAUGAUUGAUUAUGCGCAAUUGGGCCUACUCUUCAAGCUCUACUCGUGCGAAGUACUCUUCAACCGUGGUCUCUGCUACAUCUACCUCCAGCAAAAGGAGGCUGGUAUGCAAGACCUGACAUUUGCAGUCAAGGAGAAGGUUGUUGAAGAUCACGAUGUGAUCGAUGAUGCUAUUCGUGAGGAAGCCGAUGGAUAUACAGUUUUCUCGAUCCCCGUAGGCGUUGUAUACCGGCCGAACGAAGCCAAGGUCCGAAACCUCAAGACCAAAGACUACCUCGGCAAGGCCCGAUUAGUCGCUGCAUCGGACCGUUCUAACGCCUUUACCGGCUUCGCUGGAUCAGAAAUGAAAAUCGCUGCCAAAACCGAGGUUAAAGAUGACCGACCCGCUGACAACAUUUCGUUUGCUGCCACCAACUUGGUCAAGCCCGGCAUCCAAUCUCGACGACAACAAUCAGAGCCACCAAGCAGCAGCCGCAAUGCUUCCCCAGACGACGGACGACCGAAUGUCACACGGUCCGCGUCAAGUGCGCUGCCUUCUCGGGGUUUCUCGCAAAGAGAACCCCUCCCACUGCAGCGCCGACCGACCAAGACAAUCGAAGAAGAUGCUUACCCCAACAGCGAUGUGUACGACAUGUACGCAGGCCGUAAGGAGAGAGACUCCAGAGGCGGCAGCAGACAAGAACCCCGUCGCAGGCCGCCGCCGCGAUAUGAAGACGAGGAGGACGCGCCAUCAGAUUAUGACGAUGGCUCCUUGAAUGGUGCCGAAUUUGAAAUGGUCUCCAACAACCGACGCGGCCCGGGCUCCAUGUCCAACGGCUCACGCAACACAUCAAGACGGCCCGACGUUCGCAAGUUUCGAGUCAAGGUCCACGCCGAAGAUGUCCGCUACAUCAUGAUUGGCGGUGCUGUCGAGUUUCCCGACUUUGUCGAUCGGAUCAGAGACAAGUUUGGCAUGCGCCGCCGCUUCAAGAUCAAGAUCAAGGAUGAAGACAUGCCUGAUGGCGACAUGAUCACUAUGGGCGACCAAGAUGAUUUGGAAAUGGCUAUGAUGAGUGCCAAGGAGGCCGCAAAGAGGCAAAGACAAGAUAUUGGAAAGAUAGAAGUUUGGAUUUUCGAGGUUUAG